Molecule: messenger RNA, 2045 nt
Organism: Pseudo-nitzschia multistriata
Lineage: Eukaryota; Bacillariophyta; Bacillariophyceae; Bacillariales; Bacillariaceae
Source: the annotation of a GenBank genome assembly
AUCUUCUUCUUCCUUUCUCUAUCACAAAAGAUGGAUGCCUCGUUCUUUGUGUUCUUUGCCUCAACUUGUAUGAAUCAUCAUUACCAUUAUCGUCGUCGUUGCACCCAGCAUCGUUAGGACCAACCAUUGGAAAGUAAAAAGAAAAAAGAAGAAGUUGUCUGUUGCACAAAAUUCCAGAGUCUGCGAAGUCGACUUCCCACCACUACAAACUGGCACCACCAUAAGAARAAACGACCGAACAAGAGACUGACCGAAAGGAUCUGUUAGACACAAAACAAGGCUACGGCAAACAAAAACGAAGAAGUGCCAGUAUUGAAAUUGCACCAAACAUGAUGCACAGCGUACGCACCCGAAAUAUCGCCGUUGCGAUCCUUGCAGCGGUUCUUCUGCAAUCGGGAUCGGAAGCCUACCUCCCAGCGGGGAGCUCGCACACCGCUGCCUUUCGACGAACCCUAAUGAUUUCGACAUCGUCGUCAUUGGGGCAGAGCACCACGACUACCACCACCGAUUUCUCGUCCUUUGCGGACUCGCUCGAGUCCGACCUUGACGACGACGGCUCGAACAAUCCGGCAAGGACCUCUGCCUCCCCACGAACCACCGUUUCUGUCGAGAAGCCCUGGCAGGCCAAGCUGGACGACCUCUUGGAUCCUUCCACGAACCUGGCCGAUCGACAAAUCUUGCUGUCAGAAUUGCUCACCUCGAACGACAAAAUCCGGGACGACGUGUUGGAUGCCCUCACGAAUCGAAAGGUGCGUGUGUUUUGCUAACUGCGCAUGCAGUCGGUUGUGUGUAGGGGUGUUUGUUUGCUGCUGGCAGGGCAUCGAACCGUCAUGAAAAUCUGUACAUUCUUCGUUCCUUCGAGUUUUUCUCACUCAUGUUGUUUCCAUUCUUUUUAAUUUAAAAUACGACAAUCACAAAACACAACAAUAGAUUGAUCCGCUAUUGACGCCCGCGCAAAAGAAACUUCAAGAAGGAACGAGAGCCGUCGUUCGCCAGCUAGCAAACGACAUUCUGCCACAAAUAUCGACCUCUUCCACUUCUGCGUCGUCGUCAUCACGACGAACACCCCCGCUCCCCUUUCUCCCACCCGUCGACCCCGCCGACGUUCAAUCGAUAGGAAACCGCCUCUUUUCUGCGGUUUCCAGCCAGAUCCAGAAGAACCUGGAAGACCUACAGGAGGACCUGACCGACCCCAUCAACAAAAUCCCAGCACGCCUCGAAAAACAGCGCGAGGAAGUCCUGCAGGAAGCUCGCAACGUCUUCUUGGAAAAGCCGGAGGGACUCGAGGAGCCCUCCUACACGGUGGUUGAAGAGAGCGAUCUCUACGAGAUUCGACAGUACGACGCCUAUUCGGUGGCCUCUACAGGUGUGAUGACGACCGAACUCGACGGAAUCGCCGCGGGAUCGGCGUUCAACGCACUGGCCUCGUAUGUUUUUGGGGAAAACGACGAGGGCAAGGUGAUGGAAAUGACCACCCCGGUCACUACCACCUCGACCGGGGAGAUGCGCUUUUACCUUAACACGAACGAUCGCAUCCCGCAACCCAACACUAAGGAGGGCGAGGACAAUGACGUCGAGAUCGUCAAAAUCCCUGCGGCUCUGUUGGCGAUUCGAAAAUUUCCUGGCUUUGCAACGGACGGGGAGGUGGCCCGGCAGAAGGACACCCUCCUGCAGGCGCUCGAGAUGGACGGCGUCGAGCUCGACGUUGCCCACGGAGCAGUGGUCCCGCACGUUGUCUUUCAGUACAAUCCGCCCUACACCCUCCCUAUGGUCAGGUACAACGAKAUUGGGGUUCCAGUCCGGAGCAAGGUUGGCGUCGAACCUGUGGUCAGCCUCAAGGAGGAAUGGAGCGUCUCGGACGAGGAAGUCGAGGACGGCGAUGAUAUUUCCCCCAGCGACGUGGAAUAAAAAAUACGCCAGGCAAGCACAACGAACAAACAAACAAACAGACAAACCAAUCAUAAAACAACACACUACCACGAYGCACGACUUAUGGAACCCACGACAUCGGAUACAAUGCAGCGGAUGUAUUCAGAACUUUUUAA